This is a messenger RNA of Alternaria alternata, 1623 nucleotides long. RefSeq names its product heme-dependent catalase. The record is from RefSeq and is a predicted model, not a curated record. Gene Ontology annotation, molecular function: heme binding. Lineage: Eukaryota; Fungi; Ascomycota; Dothideomycetes; Pleosporales; Pleosporaceae. The transcript has 4 exons. The coding region runs from base 199 to 1314 and encodes 371 amino acids.
CAGGUCCUGCAAUCCGUCGAUGCUUGAGCCUCACAGAUCAUCACACGCAACCAUUACGGUCACCUUCGACGCUGCUACCAUGUCAAUAUUUUGAUGAUGUAUCUAUGACGUCUCCGCUAGAACUAGUGCGGCAUUCACGCCCAGACCCAUGUAAAGUAUCGCUGGGUCCUGGAAGGCUGGUAGACAUUGCAUUUCGAAAUGUCUCUUUCAGACGCAUACAACAGCGCGAAGCGUGCUAUUUCAUCCGCCCCGCCGAACAAUUCCUACCUUCGCUGGGAUGCGCCUGGCGUGGAGGCACCAAAGCCUAACGAGGCUGAGACGGCAAAGAAGAUUGGAGAGACGAUGAACCGGAUGCAACAGCACAACUUCGAUCAGCACAGGCAUGCUUAUCGGGCAACUCACGUCAAGACGCAGGGCAUCGUCAAGGGCAAGAUGACUGUGCUUCCGGAUUUGCCGGCACAUCUACAGCAAGGCCUUUUCAAGACCCCGGGGGAGACUUACGAUGUUGCAGCACGAUAUGCCAACGAGCCUGUCUUUCUUCAGGCCGACCAGGAACCUGGGCCUCGCGGUCUGGGAAUGCGAGUAUUUGGAGUGCAGGGAAAGAGGCUUCAAAGCGCUGACCCUGAGGCUAGUACCCAGGAUUUCUUCUUUAACAACGCUCCGUCUAUCGAACUGACCGACAUCGAUACCUGUCUUGAGAUCAUGCAACUGAGAGAGAAGUACUUUGAUAGUCCCUUGAAGCUGGCUGCAGCGACGAAACUAAGGACAGAUGCAAUCAAACAAAGCGCACCUGGUAUGCUUCCGAAUACCAACAUGAUCAGCCACUCGUUUUACACGCAAAGCGCGUUUAGAUUUGGGGAUUGGUAUGGCCACAUGGCGCUUUUUCCAGUGCUUGACGACAUGAAGAACCGAACCGAGAAAGUCAAGAGUGGUGACUCUCGAGAAGUGCUUCGAGACUGGCUGUCGGAAUACUUUGCCCAAAACGGCGCCAAGUAUGAGUUCAAAAUUCAGCUAGGUACCUCACCGGAUCAUCAUCCAACUGAAGACGGAUCAGUAGUGUGGGAUGAAGCUACCGCACCAUACCAGACGAUCGCGACAGUUGAGUUUCCACCGCAAGAUGCCCUGAGCGCCGAGCGACGAGUGUUCUGGGAGGACACAAUGAAGCUGAACCCAUGGGACGGUAUGGUUGAUCACCAGCCACUAGGCAGUAUCAAUCGCUUGAGGAAAACGGUGUAUGAGAUGAGCAGGAAGAAGCGCGAAGGUGCAAACGCCACGCCGACACAAGCAAUCAACAGUGUCGAUGAGGUGCCAUAAACAUCGUGCUUUUGAUUGACGUCAGCAUCACAGGAUCUUCAGCCCAAUAGUGUCUACAAAUCUUCCCCGUCCAAGCAAGAAUUUCCGACACAGUCAAAGUGUAACCUUCACAUAUCAAAUUUCCAUUCAUGCUUUCGAAGCGAGGGAAGCGAUGCUCUCCAGCCACUGUUACACACAGCCAUUACUUUGUCUACCAUGAAUACGAGCUUUUACACACAGAAAUGGCAUCUAAGAAGCUCGUACAGAUUAGGGAACCUAGCCAUGUAGCAGCUGACGUUGAGCUACCAAUUAGCGCGUCUUCAGACGUGG